This is a messenger RNA of Aspergillus affinis, 705 nucleotides long. Its product is annotated as ATP-dependent Clp protease proteolytic subunit. Gene Ontology annotation, cellular component: endopeptidase Clp complex. The coding region runs from base 1 to 705 and encodes 234 amino acids. NCBI's taxonomy places the organism in Eukaryota, Fungi, Ascomycota, Eurotiomycetes, Eurotiales, Aspergillaceae. The record is from RefSeq and is a predicted model, not a curated record. Gene Ontology annotation, molecular function: ATP-dependent peptidase activity; ATPase binding; serine-type endopeptidase activity. Gene Ontology annotation, biological process: protein quality control for misfolded or incompletely synthesized proteins. The transcript has 3 exons.
AUGAAUCCGGCCCGCUCGGUAUCGCGACUGAGUCGCCUUCUCCCUCGCUCCUCCAUUGCGGCCGGUCUUCCCGCGGCAUCGCGCAGCUUCGCCAGCUCCAUUCCGUCAUUAUCGAAGGGCGCGAGCUCUCCGCGGGCAUGGACCCCUACGCCGUUCGUCACGGAGACUGUGGAACGAAUCAUCUGUUUAAACGGCGAAGUCGACGAAUCCAUGUCCGCGUCGAUCGUCGCGCAACUCCUCUUCCUCGAAGCCGAUAACCCCCAGAAGCCCAUCCACCUGUAUAUCAAUUCUCCGGGAGGAUCAGUCACGGCUGGUCUCGCAAUCUACGACACAAUGAGCUACAUCGCCUCCCCGGUCUCCACGAUCUGCGUCGGCCAAGCCGCCUCUAUGGGCUCGCUGCUUCUAUGUGGCGGCCACGCCGGAAAACGGUACUGCCUGCCACACUCGUCCAUCAUGAUGCACCAGCCGUCGGGCGGAUAUUUCGGACAGGCCAGCGACAUCGCCAUCCACGCGAAGGAGAUCCUGCGGGUGCGCGAGCAGCUGAAUAAGAUCUACAAGCGCCAUUUGACGGGCAAGAAGGAGAUGUCGCUAGAGGAGAUCGAGAAAUUGAUGGAGAGGGAUUAUUUCAUGGGGGCGCAGGAGGCGUUGGAGAUGGGGAUCGUGGAUGAGGUCUUGGGUCGGAGGGUUCAGGGGGAGAAGGAGUGA